UCCUAUGGCGGAGUGUUCCACCAGUUAAGGUGCGCGAAUUAAUGAUGCAGGUGUUCCUUGGCGGCAAUUAAACACAUCUUUGUGAGAUGAGAUCGCCCAGCAUUUUCUCUACACUAAACUUCCCUACGCAUUUCAACAUUGUGGCUAUUUAAAAGCUCUGUCAACCAAGAUGAACAAUAGCGGACCAACGUAUCCCCUCGCCUCUUUGUAUGUUGGGGACCUGCAUCCUGAUGUUACAGAAGCCAUGUUGUACCAGAAAUUUUCUCCUGCUGGGCCAAUCAUGUCAAUCCGUGUUUGUCGUGAUAUUAUCACCCGGAGAUCCUUGGGAUAUGCCUACAUAAACUUCCAGCAACCAGCUGAUGCGGAGUGUGCUUUGGAUACAAUGAACUACGACGUCAUCAAGGGACGCCCUAUCCGAAUAAUGUGGUCUCAACGUGACCCCGGCCUUAGGAAAUCUGGUGUGGGCAACAUUUUUAUCAAGAACAUGGAUGAUUCUAUUGACAACAAGGCAUUGUAUGAUACCUUCUCAGCCUUUGGAAAUAUCUUGUCCUGCAAGGUCGUUUGUGAUGAGAAAGGUUCGAAAGGCUAUGGUUUUGUUCACUUUGAGACUCAGGAAGCUGCAAACCGUGCCAUUGAAACCAUGAACGGAAUGCUGCUGAACGAUAGGAAAGUUUUUGUUGGCCAUUUCAAGUCCCGCAAGGACCGAGAGCUGGAGUUUGGCACCAAAGCUAUGAAAUUCACCAAUGUUUACAUUAAAAACUUUGGUGAAGACUACACAGAUGACAAUCUAAAAGAUGUAUUUGCUGCAUUUGGGAGGACUCUCAGUGUGCGUGUGAUGAAGGAUGAAAAAGGUUGUUCACGUGGUUUCGGCUUCGUGAACUUUGUUAACCAUGAGGACGCGCAAAAGGCAGUCGACGAGAUGAAUGGCAAGGAUUUUCAUGGGAAACUUCUCUAUGUCGGGCGGGCUCAGAAGCGGCUGGAGCGCCAGAGCGAGCUGAAGCGCAGGUUUGACCAGAUCAAACAGGACCGCAUUCAGCGAUACCAGGGUGUAAAUCUGUAUGUGAAGAACUUGGACGACAGCAUAGAUGAUGAAAGACUCAGAAAGGAGUUCUCACCCUACGGCACUAUAACAAGUGCAAAGGUUAUGACCGAUGGCUCCCAAAGCAAAGGCUUUGGCUUUGUCUGCUUUUCUUCUCCGGAGGAAGCGACAAAAGCAGUGACCGAGAUGAACGGAAGAAUUAUCGCAACAAAGCCCCUCUAUGUGGCACUGGCUCAGCGAAGGGAGGAGCGUAAAGCUAUCCUUACCAAUAAGUACAUGCAGAGACUGGCCACCUUGAGAAGCAUGACCAGUCCCAUCAUUGACUCGUACCAUCAGACCAGCUACUAUAUGACCGUGCCGCAGCCGCCGACCCGCAACUUCUACGACCACAAUGCUGUCAGCAACAUGAGAUCAGUGCCUCGCUGGACAGGACAGUCGCCGAGAGUUCAGGGGCCGUACGCGACCCACUACGUUGGCGGCUAUGCUCCUCGGCGCGGCUCAACACCCAUUGCGACAGUCAGACAGGCUUCCACUCAGGCUCCACGGAUCAUCAGUUCCACACAAAAGACAAGUAACAUCGGAACCCAGACUGCGGGAGGGCGAGCCGACAUGUCCGGCGUGUCAAGGAGCAGCCAAUUUAAGUACUCCUCUGUAGUGCGGAACCCUCAGCAAGUUAUCACUGUGCCUACACCCAUGACCAGACUCCAGGUUGUUCCUGUAAUGGAGCAUCCAGUGCACACUCAAGGUAAUGAGUCCCUAACUGCCUCAAUGUUGGCUGCAGCACCACUUGUGGACCAGAAGCAGCUUCUUGGGGAGCGUCUUUACCCUCUGAUCCAUUCCCGUCAUCCAGCCGUGGCUGGAAAAAUCACUGGAAUGCUCCUGGAGAUCGACAACUCAGAGCUCCUACACAUGCUGGAGACGCCAGAGUCCCUUCACUCAAAGGUGGACGAGGCCUUUGCUGUCUUACAAGCCCAUCAGGCCAAGGUCUGCUCUCCAAAAAAGUGACGAGUCCUUUCAGAUGGUGACCAUUCUGGAGGAGGAAUAACAUUUAUAAAACAAAAAAGAAAAAAAGACAAGUGUUGUACAUGGAUGUAACUGACAAGACAUUGAGUUGAAUGUUGUUAAAUUUUGUUAUCUUUUGUUAUAAUAUAAAAGUUCAUAA
This is a messenger RNA of Nerophis lumbriciformis (worm pipefish), 2201 nucleotides long. RefSeq names its product embryonic polyadenylate-binding protein-like. The record is from RefSeq and is a predicted model, not a curated record. NCBI's taxonomy places the organism in Eukaryota, Metazoa, Chordata, Actinopteri, Syngnathiformes, Syngnathidae. Gene Ontology annotation, molecular function: RNA binding.